Molecule: messenger RNA, 1860 nt
Organism: Eruca vesicaria subsp. sativa (arugula)
Lineage: Eukaryota; Viridiplantae; Streptophyta; Magnoliopsida; Brassicales; Brassicaceae
Source: the annotation of a GenBank genome assembly
AUGGGUAACUGCUGCUCCGAUGUCUCCUCUGGAGCUAUAGCCGGCGUUGGUGGAACUGCUUCCUCCGCCAACCUCGGCACUACUAACGACGCCGUUGAUCACUAUCUCAACUCUAAAGGUUUCAACGGUCUCUUCUCUCACGUCGAGCUGUCGUUCUCUGCUUCCGAUUUGCGAGACUGUGACGUGCUCUCCAAGGUUAUUAUCAGUGAUGGAGCUUUGAAUACAAUAUGUUAUGUAGUGUCUAUCAAGAGAACCGAUGAAACAUUUCUCUUUUUUUUUUUUUUUUUUUUUUUAAUUGCAGAGUUUCGUGUGUAUGAUGUUGACACCAAGUAUCAAAAUUCAAAACAAGAGAUGUUGAAGCUUGACGACCAGCAGUUUCUCGGUGAGGCAACAUGUGUAUUGUCUGAGAUAAUCACAAAAUCAACUAGGACGAUUACAUUAGAGCUCAAAGGCUUUGCUGCACAGACUCAGCAGCAUCACAAUGGAAAGCUUAUUAUUCAUGCUGAGGAGUCUCUUGCUUCUAAGAUUACAACAGAGAUUGUAUUCAGAUGUUCUAGUUUGGAAUCUAAAGAUCUUUUCUCAAAAAGUGAUCCAUUUUUGGUGGUAUCAAAGAUUGUGGAGCAUGGAACUCCAAUCCCAGUGUCUAAAACUGAAGUCAUAAAGAACAAUAUUAACCCUACUUGGAAACCACUCUUUCUAAAUGUUCAACAAGUUGGGAGUAAGGAUAGCCCACUGAUAAUAGAAUGCUCAGACUUUAAUUCCAAUGGCAAACACAGUCUCAUUGGAAAAGUUCAAAAAUCACUUGCAGACUUGGAGAAACUUCAUUUGGCUGGCCAAGGAAUCAACUUAUCUCUGCCUACCAAUGCUGGACAAAAGAAGGUAUUGAAGAGCCAGCUUUUUGUGGACAAGUUUACCGAGACUGUCCAGCACACAUUCCUGGAGUACUUAGCAUCCGGUUUUGAACUAAGCUUCAUGGUAGCAAUUGAUUUCACAGCUUCAAAUGGAAAUCCACGCCUCCCUGAUUCUUUGCACUAUAUUGAUCCUUCAGGACGAUUAAAUGCCUACCAAAGAGCAAUAGUGGAUGUUGGAGAAGUAUUGCAGUUUUAUGACUCAGACAAACGUUUCCCUGCUUGGGGAUUUGGAGCUCGUCCUAUUGACUCUCCAGUUUCACAUUGUUUUAACCUAAACGGAAGCAGUUCAUUCUCUGAGGUGGAUGGGGUUCAAGGAAUCAUGACUUCAUACACAAGUGCACUCUUCAACGUCUCUCUGGCAGGGCCUACUCUUUUUGGUCCAGUGAUAAACUCUGCUGCAAUGAUAGCCAGCCAGUCUCUAGCUCAAGGUUCAAGGAGAUAUUACGUCUUAUUAAUCAUCACAGAUGGUGUUAUAACAGACCUUCAAGAAACAAAAGAUGCAUUAGUCAGUGCAUCGGAUUUGCCGUUAUCAAUCCUCAUUGUAGGAGUUGGAGGAGCUGAUUUCAAAGCGAUGGAGAUACUAGACGCAGAUAGAGGUGAACGACUAGAAAGCUCGAGUGGACGUGUGGCGUCACGUGAUAUCGUUCAAUUUGUGGCACUACGAGACGUGCAACAUGGAGAGGUCUCUGUAGUACAAGCGCUCCUCGCAGAACUGCCUUCACAGUUUUUGACGUAUAUGAGAAUCCGUAAUCUGAAACCUAUUCCUCUGUGAAUAUGAUUUGAUGGAUCGUGUGUAAAUAAUAUGCCAAAGAGAAAGUGUACAUAAUAUAUAUACUUUACACGCGGCAAUUGCAUUUGUGUUUCUUUUCUUUCUUUUUUUUCUGAAUCUUUGUUGUAAAAAGUUUGGAUUGGUUUUUGUCUUGACUAUUUAUAAAUGCAUUGAAGUUAU